UCCUGACAGGGUGCCUGGGCAGAAUAGCGGAGGGCUAUGUGCCAGGGUCACGUGACCACGGCGAGGACAUGAGCAGCAGUAACUCACCGGCCAAGGCUGCCUUUACCGGGACGGUAAAGGUACCGAGCCCGAAGCGGGAGAACGGCUGCUCUGUGGGGCCGGCGACCCAGCUUAUCAUCAAGGAUGUGGGAGAAAUUCAUUCCAGACUGUUGGAUCACCGACCGAUCAUUCAGGGUGAGACCCGCUACUUCAUCAAGGAGUUUGAGGAAAAACGUGGGCACAGAGAAAUGAGAGUUCUAGAAAAUGUGAAAAACAGCUUAUCUGAAACCAGUGAUCAUGUUCUUCCGAGGUGUACCGAUGUAAUGCGAGAUGAGUUCGGACUGGCGCUGAAAUCAUGUCCUGUUUCAACAAUUUCUAUAUAUACAACUGAAGUGGCUAAAUGGUGGAGCUUGGUAUUACCGCAUCUUGUCCCAUCAGGACAACCACCUUUCCUAAUACAAUUGUCCAACAUGGCUGGAGUCCCCAAUUAGUCAGCUGUUGUUAAUGUGGACAUUUCAUCUGAUCACACCUUACCUUAUCUCUGUUGCAAAUGUAUUACAUGAGGUCCAUUGAAACAAGUAUGUGAUCAUGUGGUGUUGCCUCUUUGUAGCAGGUCUCUGCUCUUGUAUGACGUUGGUCAUAUGGGAAGGAAUUGCUCUGAUGGAACAUCUCCUUUCAGUGACGUUGCUCUUUUUGAUUUCUUAAUGUGUUUACUACAAACUGCAAAGCUAAAAGUCUGUGUAAAGGAAACUGGUGUGUCGUAGGGUGUUGCCUCUUCACUUGAAAUUUUCAUUGUGUGCGUUUAAUGUAACUCAUAUGUUCUUGGGUUUUCUAAGUUUAAUAGAAAUCACAGUCUUUUGUCCGAUGCCACAACUCCUUGUCACACAUCUUCUAUUUUUCCAGCCAUAUUGGUCUGGCCUGAAGUGAUUAUUUUGCUUUUGAUGAUGUAGGAAGUAAAUAUGUUAUUGUUCUUUGUUCCAUCAUGUCACCAGCCAUUGAAAAUGAAAUAUAGUGAUGCUUGGAUUACUGUCAGCUUUGUGGAGCUACAGGAAGUUUAGUGUAUUUUUGAGCUUACAGCAAAAUUUUUCCAGAAGACCACUUUUUUGAGAAGACCUCUCCCACUCCCAUCUAUUAUGCAUACUGGUCAUCUUCUUUGACAGAACACCUCCACGGAAGACCAGUUUUCAAUGCAAUUAGUUUGAUCAUCAUAUGGUUUUUAAAACAGUACAAAUUUUCAUAUGACAAUUUUAAAGGGGUUCGUCCAUCUGAGACAUUCAUAGCAUCAAUGUCAGAUACAGUAGGUGCAUGCCCACCUCUCAAUUCACUGCUAUGGGACUGCGGGAAAUAGCCAAGCCAGUACUUAGCUAUUUUCAGAACUCCCAUAGUGGAGAGGAUAGCCGAGCUUGCGCAGUGUGGUGGCCUUCACGAGGGGGGGGGGGGGGGAUUCUGGAGAGAAGAAGUGGGUCCCAGAGGUGGUGUGGGACCUGCCUCUACCUGAUGUUGAUGGCAUAUCCUAGCAAUGUCUUAUAUGGAAAUACUCCUUUAUCUCCAAGUAGAUCAUUGUUGGGUUGACUAAAAGUUAGGAAAUAUCCUCAGGACCCCAACAA
Messenger RNA from Bufo bufo (common toad), 1646 nucleotides. RefSeq names its product biogenesis of lysosomal organelles complex 1 subunit 5 (gene BLOC1S5). The transcript is spliced from 4 exons. The record is from RefSeq and is a predicted model, not a curated record. Lineage: Eukaryota; Metazoa; Chordata; Amphibia; Anura; Bufonidae. Bases 69 to 530 code for a protein of 153 amino acids. Gene Ontology annotation, cellular component: transport vesicle; BLOC-1 complex.